AUGACUUCGAGGCCGUCCUUCAUGCCGCCGACCGAAGGGUCUUUCUUGUCUUCGGGCAGCUUCACUCCAUCUGGCCUCACACCUAGCACACGUACCCAGGCCGAAGAGGCCCUUACCGCAAACAGCACCGCCCAGACCGACUCGGCAGCUCCCGAUCCUCGUCUUCUCCCUUUGAUGGGCAGCGGUGGCGGCAACGAGACACCUACCCAAAACGGCCCAACCGAGGCCCUAAAGGCAUACACGGGAUACCGCCGACCUGGUGUUGUUCGCGCCAGCUCGACCAACUACGAGAAUGCGCUCAAGAGGGCCCAGGAGGCAUCCGUAUCGUCUGACUUCUCAACCGAUUCAGAGCUACCCGACAACAACAACGGUCAGACCGUCGCCUCGCCUGCGUCCAUGUCUACACCUUUCCCACUCCCAGGACAGGGUGUCGUACCUCUCAACUACAACUCGCCUGUUGGUCUUUCCCAAGGCGACUCGCAGAAGAAGUCGCGGUCUCGAGGCCUCAGCCUGAGCGGUCUCGCACAGCAGCAAGGCUGGACGGAGCAGGACUACAAGCGCAUCUACAGUGCUGAACUCAUGGCAGCGGAUCCCAAGAAUUCUGCUGGAUACGGUUCGGUGCCAAAGACUGAGACCGCCUAG
Molecule: messenger RNA, 642 nt
Organism: Bipolaris victoriae FI3
Lineage: Eukaryota; Fungi; Ascomycota; Dothideomycetes; Pleosporales; Pleosporaceae
Exons: 1
Coding region: 1-642 (213 amino acids)
Source: RefSeq, a predicted model, not a curated record